Messenger RNA from Pomacea canaliculata, 1645 nucleotides. Its product is annotated as 2'-5'-oligoadenylate synthase 1A-like. Gene Ontology annotation, molecular function: double-stranded RNA binding; 2'-5'-oligoadenylate synthetase activity. The record is from RefSeq and is a predicted model, not a curated record. Gene Ontology annotation, biological process: regulation of ribonuclease activity. NCBI's taxonomy places the organism in Eukaryota, Metazoa, Mollusca, Gastropoda, Architaenioglossa, Ampullariidae. The coding region runs from base 199 to 1083 and encodes 294 amino acids. Gene Ontology annotation, cellular component: membrane; nucleoplasm; cytosol. The transcript has 8 exons.
UCUAUUUUUAGCGCCAGCACGAUAAUUUCUUUGUGAUGACGUCACAAGCUUUUCCAGGAAACCGGAGGACUGGGGAUAAAAGCUCAGGUGAGCAACUGUCGCUCGCAUUCGACACCGCACUCUGCUCAGUUUGCUCGAACUCAGAAACAAGGGUGUGAUUACCUGUGUGCAGGCUCAGAUUACUGUUGUCGGUGAACAAUGUCCAAGGUGUUCAAACAACAGAUGCGAGGUGAAAGUCUGGACGACUUUUCACAAAGACUGGUUUCAACAACGGAAUCGGAGAGAAGAAGAAUGGCGAAACAAGUCAAAAGAUUUGUCAGAUAUCUUCAUGAGCGGCCUUUCCAAUCGCCAUACUCUGUGAAAGAGGUGAUAAAGAGUGGCUCACUGGGCAAGGGUACAGCAGUACGAGACCUGGCUGACAUCGAUCUUGUUGUCUUCGUCAACGGCCUAACGAGCAUCGAUGACUUAAAAGAAGAAAGGGAGGAUCUGUUGGAAGAUCUCGAAGAUCACCUGAGGACGACAGCAAAAAUCAGCCCAGAAAAAAGCAGCAAAUACUCGCUGACCUACGACUGGCACGACAUCAAAGUCGACAUUCUUCCGGCGGUUGAUGUCUUGUCACUGUACGGGUCACCGCGAAAGGUCUAUGACGUCAUGGGGCAGUUCAAACCGAGGCGAGAAGCGGCUCAACAGUUCUCAGCUUCCUUGGCUCCACUUCAGCGCGACUUCGUGAAGGAAAUCCCGGAGUAUGUCAAGAAGGUGAUUCGCCUCGUGAAGCUGUGGAAAGAGGAGAACAGUCUUGAGAUCCGGUCGUACAGUAUAGAACUGCUGACCAUAUUUGUAUGGACAUCAAACGGAGAAGAAAAUCCAGGCACUGACAACCUUUUUCGAAAAGUUAUGAGGAAGCUAGCCACCUGUGAAACCCUUCAAGUGGGCUUUGACGACAACUACAAAUGUUCUGCAUAUCCCAGCAUGUCGCCACCUUACAUACGGGAUCCUGCCAACCCCUACAUGAACACAUUAGAAAGGAUUAAUUCCUUGGACGAAGUCUCCGACUGUGCCAGGAGGGUCCUCCAACGCCUCUAACCUUUGACACAAGGGGGCAAGUUCCUCGGAUCGCUUGCAGCCACAGUUUUCUUCUUGUUUUUUAACCUUUGCCCAUCGGGAUACUAGAAAGUGUUAAUGUUUCUUUUCCCUCUCUGUAUUUUGAUCUACGAUUGUGACACAACAGUAAUUAUGCCUACCCAUCUCUGUAGUAAACACUAAUGGCUGAUACCCGACGUAAAACAAAAUUUACAUUUAGCGAAAAGUAAAGAUUUUCGUCUGUAUAUAAAUCUAUAUAUAUAUAUUUUCUUAUUUUGCUACUUAGUUUGAUUUUAUAGUUUAAUUUUAUAUUUAACUGUUUGUAUUUUUAUGUUUUUAUUAUCUUUAAUUUAUUUUUCAUUAAGUUUUUCUAAAUUUAAAAAUGUUCAUCUUUGAGUAAGUACAAUCUUGUACAAUGUUGUAUCUUAACUUUUAACCUGAAAUUCAAAGGGAAAGUAAAGAGUUAAAUGAUUAAAAUCACCAAUUUUUAUAACUGUGUUUGUAUAUAUGUUUUUUUUAUAAAUUCAGUGCUUUGUGGUGUCAAUAUAUAAUAUGGACGCUACAC